This is a messenger RNA of Quercus robur (English oak), 1001 nucleotides long. RefSeq lists its product as uncharacterized. NCBI's taxonomy places the organism in Eukaryota, Viridiplantae, Streptophyta, Magnoliopsida, Fagales, Fagaceae. The record is from RefSeq and is a predicted model, not a curated record. Gene Ontology annotation, molecular function: protein-folding chaperone binding; Hsp90 protein binding. Bases 166 to 825 code for a protein of 219 amino acids. Gene Ontology annotation, biological process: chaperone-mediated protein complex assembly; protein folding. Gene Ontology annotation, cellular component: nucleus; cytosol. The transcript has 6 exons.
CGAGGCUUUUUCUCUCUCUAUCACUUGAAAUAUCUUCUCCCUAUAAAAGAAAAGAGAAAGUCCUAGAAAGAAAGAAUAUAACAAAGUCACACACUUUGGUUUUGCUUCAAUUCUAGGGUUUUAUACUAUCUCUCUCUCUCUCUCAUCUCCUCUUCCUUAACAAACAUGAGUCGUCAUCCUGAGGUGAAGUGGGCCCAGAGGGCAGACAAGGUUUUUAUUACAGUGCAAUUGCCAGAUGCCAAAAAUGCUAAGGUUAAUCUAGAGCCAGAAGGUGUUUUUACCUUCUCUGCCAGUGCGGGAGCGGAAGACCACCUUUAUGAGCUGAAGUUGGAUCUUUUUGAUAAGGUUAAUGUAGAGGAAAGCAAAAUAAACAUAGGAGUAAGGACCAUAUUCUGCAUCUUGGAGAAGGCAGAGAAUGGAUGGUGGAAAAAACUAUUGCGUGGAGAUGGCAAGGCCCCACAUAAUAUCAAAGUAGAUUGGGACAAAUGGGUGGAUGAAGAUGAAGAGACCGGUCCUGGUGCUGACUUGGAUUUGGGAGGAAUGGACUUCUCGAAAUUUGGUGACAUGGGAGGCAUGGGUGGCAUGGGAGGCAUGGGAGGCAUGGGUGGCAUGGGAGGCAUGGACAUGGGAGGUAUGGGCAUGGGAGGCAUGGGCAUGGGUGAUGAUGCUAUGGGUGAUGACUUUGCUGACAGUGAUGAUGAAGACCAAGAAGUUUCCAAGCCAGACUUUGACAAAUUAGAAGAAGGGGCAAAAGCAGGACAUGAUGCUGCUAAGAGCGAGGGUGAUGCUCCAGAAGAGAAAAAAGAAGCUGCUCCAAGCACAUAGUCUUAUGAUGGUUUAAAAAUUCUUAACUAUGGCUUUGAUUUAAAUUCGUGGGGUGAAAUUUUCGGUCUUUAUGACUGUAUCAAUGCGUGUCAUUUAUUCUAACAGAGUUGAUGGUGGUGAUGUUCGAAUUUGAUUUCUAUCUUAUAGACGGGCAAAAUACUAUAUUUUUACGUGAA